ACUCCCAUUCUCACCGUGCAUGCGUGGCUCAGGGAGUGCGCAGCGUGGCGAUCGGCGCAGUGCCACCUGUCAAAGUCCAUCAGUGCCAGCUGUCAGUGUGUCAGUGCCACAUCAAUGCCACAUAUCAGUGCAUACCAGUGCACAUCAAUGCCACAUAUCAGUGCCCAUCUGAGCUGCCUUUCAGUGUCAUCCAUCAGUGCCAGUCAGUGCCACCUAUCAAUGCCAAUCAGUGCCAGAUAUCAGUGCUGUGCUGCCAAUCAGUGCAACCUAUCAGUGCCAGUCAGUGCCUCCAAUCAGUGCCAGUCAGUGCCACCAAUCAGUGCCAAUCAGUGCCAGUUAGUGCCGCCUAACAGUGCCAGUCAGUGCCGCCUAUCAGUGCCAGACAGUGCC
Messenger RNA from Staurois parvus, 390 nucleotides. The record is from the annotation of a GenBank genome assembly. NCBI's taxonomy places the organism in Eukaryota, Metazoa, Chordata, Amphibia, Anura, Ranidae.